This is a messenger RNA of Truncatella angustata, 4976 nucleotides long. Its product is annotated as putative ABC multidrug transporter. Gene Ontology annotation, biological process: transmembrane transport. The record is from RefSeq and is a predicted model, not a curated record. The coding region runs from base 358 to 4476 and encodes 1372 amino acids. NCBI's taxonomy places the organism in Eukaryota, Fungi, Ascomycota, Sordariomycetes, Amphisphaeriales, Sporocadaceae. Gene Ontology annotation, molecular function: ABC-type transporter activity; ATP hydrolysis activity; ATP binding. Gene Ontology annotation, cellular component: membrane. The transcript is spliced from 6 exons.
CACUAAGGUGACAUCUAUGGAAUUGUUUUCUAACUAGAGCGGAAUGCUUAUACAUAGAACACGGAUUUACUUAAGAAUGACAAGUAAUUUUGCUUCCUAAUCAACACCAAGAUAUAGCUAGCUUGUCUAUCGAGAUUGUCGAACCCACUAUCCCGAGACAAUGGGUACGGGUUCGGUAUCUCUGUCCUAGCGGACAACGGCAAUCAUGUCGUAGGCUUUUCAAGGUCCCCAGCGACCAGUCCUUGUCAGUGACCUCGGUCAUUUAUAUAAGCCCACACAGGGUACCCAGAGUGCGGAUUGGAUGAUUGAGGCUCUUGUGUAUGCUGGAACGUCGUACCGCAGUCAAUCAAUUUCGCCAUGUCCGCAACAACACCCUCAGAAGCGCAACCGACGCCACCAAUGAAUAACGGCCACGAUAUUGCUACAGCCUCCGACAGAGGGCUAACUGUCACAUUUCAAGAUGUAGCCGUGGAAGUACACGGCCUGGGCGAAGAUUAUGGUUCGACAUGUCUGUCAGUAGUGAAGGACUUGAUCCCAUCUCUUAGGUCCAGCGCAAAAUCUACAAGGCGUAUUCUCCAGGGUGUUACUGGCCAGGUCAGACCUGGAGAAACACUUUUGGUGCUCGGUCGUCCAGGGUCCGGGUGUACAACAUUGCUCAAGAUCAUCGCGAACAUGAGAGGGGAGUAUCACAGGGUGACAGGACAGGUUACGUACGGCAAUUUGAGCUCCAAGCAGGCCGAGCAAUUCCGCCACCAGAUCACCAUGAACACCGAGGACGAUCUACACUAUCCCACCUUGAAGGUAUCUGAAACGAUCAACUUCGCUGCUUCUACUAAGCUUUCCAGGUCAAGAGCAAGUGGAUCAACUAGCGAUCUAUCUUACACCGAUGAACAAACAGAAAAAGUCCUCUCUUCGCUAGGGAUUGCGCACACAGCAGACACCAUGGUUGGCGAUGAGUUCAUCAGAGGAGUUUCUGGCGGUGAAAGGAAGCGGGUAUCCCUCGCCGAAGUCAUCGCCACGGGGGCAUUGAUCCAGUGCUGGGACAACUCAACACGCGGUCUGGACGCCAGCAAUGCGUUGGACUUUGCGCGGGUCCUACGACGGGCAGCGGAUGAGGAGCGCAAGUCGGUCAUCGCGACUCUCUACCAAGCAGGAAACGGCAUCUAUUCGCAGUUCGAUAAAGUGCUUGUUCUCGCCGAGGGGAGGGAGCUCUUCUACGGGCCGGCCCAAACAGCGAAACGGUACUUCGAGGAGAUGGGAUUUGAAUGCGCCCCUGGUGCGAACAUCGCCGAUUUCCUCACAUCAGUAGCAGUUCACACCGAGCGAGAAAUCCUUCCGGGUUAUGAGAACCGCGUUCCAAACACAGUAGAAGAGUUCGAGACGGCUUACAAGGCAAGCGAUAUCUAUGCCGAGAUGGCGCGCCAGAUCAAUUCUCAAAGUCGGGAGUCGCUCAGUGCCGAGGUGGAAGACCUCAAAGAAAUGUGGCAAUCCGAGAAGAACCGUACAGUGGGCUUACUUUCUCGGCAGAAAAGCCCCUAUCAUGUGUCUUUUGGGCAGCAAGUAGUUGCCUGUACCCGUAGGCAAUUUCAAGUGCUAUGGGGUGACCGUUGGUCCAACUGUUUAAAGGUCGGAUCAGCACUUGUCAUUGCUAUCGUCACUGGCAGUUUGUUUUAUAAUCUUCCUCACACCACGGCGUCUAUAUUUUCUCGUGCUGGUGCUCUCUUCUGGCCUAUCCUCCAUUUCGGUCUGCUGGCCAUGUCUGAGACCACUGCCGCGUUCAUGGGGCGGCCCAUCACUUCUCGGCAUAAGCGUCUUGCUUUUUCCCGCCCAGCAGCGCAAGCCCUGGCCUGUACAAUCGCCGAUGUUCCAUUUGUCGUGGCAAUGUUUAGCAUCUAUGAGAUCGUCUACUAUUUUAUGGUACAAUUCGAACAAGACGCCGGGAAGUUCUUCACGCAAUGGUUCAUCUUCAUUGUAUGCACUUUGUGUCUGACGUCGUUCUACCGCAUGGUGGGAGCCUGGUGCAAGCACUUUGGUUUCGCAUCACAGAUUGCUGGAUGGUGUACUAUGGUCAUGAUGGUCUACGCUGGUUAUCUCAUCCCUGUGCCUGCUAUGCAUGUCUGGUUUAGAUGGAUUAGUUACAUCAACCCGGUCAACUAUGCAUUCAGUGCUGUUAUGGGCAGCGAGAUAAGCGGCCUCGUCAUGGAGUGUGUUGAACCACAAUACGUCCCGUACGGAGCGAGCUAUGACAAUUCGACCUAUCGCAGCUGUACUCUUGCGGGAUCGACAACCGGUUCCUCUACAGUUUACGGCGAGUCAUACCUCCAGUCGCAAUACGGAGACCCAACACAACAUGUUUGGAGGAACGCCGGCAUCGUCAUUGCCUUCUGGGUCUUCUUCGCCACCAUGAGCGCGAUUGGUUUCGAGUUGAACCUGCACGCCGACGCCGGUUCUCAAGUUCUUUUUGAUAAACGAAACAAAGAGCGCGAGACAAUGCUCGGCGGAGAUACCGAAAAGGGAAUGAUAUCGGAUUCUAGCUCUGCCAAUUCGGGAAACGCGUCCAAUGGAAUCAUGAGCUCCGCUUCGACAGUGUUCACAUUUCGGGACAUCAACUACUACGUGCACGUCGCAGGAAAAGAGAAGCAACUACUUCAGAAUGUCUCUGGAUUUGUCACACCGGGAAAGCUGGUAGCCCUCAUGGGCAGCAGUGGCGCUGGAAAGACAACUCUCAUGGAUGCAUUAGCCCAACGAAAGGAUUACGGUCGGCUAACUGGCAGUAUCUUGGUCAACGGUAAGCCUCAAGGGAUCAGUUUCCAGCGUACGACUGGGUACUGUGAACAGAACGACGUUCAUGAACCCACCUCGACUGUUAGGGAGGCUCUCCUCUUUUCUGCUCGACUUCGUCAAAAGCAUAAUAUUCCCGACGAUGAGAAGGUGGCUUAUGUUGAGAAGGUCAUGGAUUUGCUUGAACUCAGACCGUUGCAGCAUGCUAUCAUUGGAACUCCUGGCUCUGGUUUAUCUAUCGAACAGCGCAAGCGUUUGACUAUCGCGACUGAACUGGUCGCCAAACCAUCCUUGCUAUUCCUUGACGAGCCGACUUCCGGUCUAGAUGGCCAAUCAGCUUAUGAAAUCUGCAGGUAUAUGAGAAAGCUCGCCGCAACUGGUCAGACGAUUAUUGCCACUAUUCAUCAGCCAUCCGCGGCACUUUUUGAGGCAUUUGACGACCUUCUCCUGCUGACACGUGGUGGAAAGACAACAUACUUCGGACCUACUGGCAAGGGCUCGUCUGUUGUUCUCGACUACUUCAAUCAGCGAAAUGCGCCUUGCCCAGAGGGCGCCAAUCCGGCUGAGCACAUCGUGGACGUUGUACAGGGCAGGCUGGAUCCAAAUGUCGACUGGGCUCAACAGUGGACCGAGUCGGCAGAGAGACAACAAAGAAUGGCCGAGCUUGAGCGACUACAAGUUGUACAGGAUCAGCAUGAGGAGACUGAUGAUGACAUGAUGAGCUUUGCUGCCCCGCUGCCCUACCAGCUUGCCUUGGUCACCCAACGCCAGUUGGUGUCUCUGUGGCGCAAUCCUGAUUAUGUCUGGAACAAGAUUGGCCUUCACGUCACCAAUGCGCUUUUUGGAGGUUUCACGUUUUGGAUGAUUGGCGACGGAACAUUUGAUCUGCAGCUCCGCUUAAUGUCCGUUUUCAACUUCGUCUUCGUUGCUCCAGGUUGUAUCAAUCAGCUCCAGCCGCUGUUCCUCCAAAACCGCGAUAUUUUUGAUACCCGGGAAAAGAAGUCCAAGACCUACAGCUGGUUAGCCUUCAUCGCCGGUCAGCUUAUCUCCGAAAUCCCUGUCCUUAUAUUGUGCGGUACCAUCUAUUUCGUCUGCUGGUAUUUCACUUGCGGCUUUCCCGUCACGGCCAGCAAGUCUGGGCAAGUCUACCUUGAGAUGCUUUUCUAUGAGUUCCUCUACACGUCCAUAGGCCAGGCCAUCGCGGCAUACAGUCCGAAUGCCUACUUUGCAGCGCUACUCAACCCUCUUCUCAUCGGUGCAGGCUUGAUCAUGUUCUGCGGCGUCAUCGUGCCGUACGGCGAAAUCCAGGCAUUUUGGCGUUAUUGGCUAUAUUACAUUGAUCCGUUUACAUAUCUCAUUGGUGCACUCCUGACUCCGGUCGCAUGGGAUGCAAAGGUAGUAUGUGAAUCUGGCGAGCUUACUCACAUCCCGCUUCCGUCCAACACCACUUGUGGAGAUUACAUGUCAGAAUUUCUGAGCCAGGCUGCAGGGUACGUGGCGGAUUCGACCAGUACCACUAGCUGCGAUUACUGUCCAUACACCACCGGCGCCGACUACUUGAAGACGAUGAACAUAAACGCGAAAUACUAUGGUUGGAGAGAUGUCGGGAUCACGGCGCUUUUCUGCAUUUCAUCCUAUGCUUUCGUAUUCCUUAUGAUGAAGCUCAGAGCCAAGGCAACCAAGACUGCCUCGUGAGUGAAAAUGCCAUCGUUGGCAUGGCCCGUGUCGAUUUCUCCGGCAAUUGUUUCCAAUUUGACAUUCCAGGUAUAGCCUGCUUGAUGCCGGCUUCUCAAGCGCGUUAUAGGUUGCUUGCUCUCCAAGAGCUAGAUAUUGAACUAGAUUUAUACGAAAUCUCACAGAUAAAAGAUUAUUACAUAGACCAAAAGCUUUAAUUUAGACUAGACUAGAAGUUUCUUUACCGAAUUGGCCGACGCCGGCAACAAGGUUCCAUGGAUCAAGAUGUGCACAGUGACCCGCUGGUGUUAAAUUGCGCCACUGUGAAAUGACAUGACAUACCGGUGACCUAUUCGGAGUCCCGAACAUGCAAGCCUAUGUAGAACUGCGUGCAUCUAGGGAUUACGCCCAAGGGUUUAUGACGGGUCGGAUGCAGUGACUGGCCAUUGACGGUCGCUCACGCCUGAUGGAACGAACGAAAUAAAAAGAAUAUCGUGCCAGCAUAAUGAGUUGUGUCUUCA